AUGCCGACGCCGAUUCCGCAACCACCAGGUCUCCCGAUCUUGGGUAAUCUGUUCGAUCUCAAACCGGGCAAUACUUGGGGUUCCUUCAACAAAUUAGCGGUCAAGUAUCGUCCCAUCUUCAAAAUCAGCGUCGUCGGCCACGACAUCGUCUUCGUUACCAGUGCGAAGCUUCUCGAGGAGAUCUGCGAUGAGAAGCGCUUCCGUAAAUGUGUAACGGGUCCCAUCGUCGAGAUCCGCCAGGCUGUCCACGACAGUCUGUUCACAGCGUACCACAAUGAAGAAAGCUGGGGCAUUGCACACCGUAUCAUGGCACCGCUGGUCUCCCCCGACGCUGUCGCGGAGGCCUUUGCAGGCAUGCGCGAGACCACUAAAGAUCUCAUCCAGAAAUGGACGGCCGGCCCGCGACAACGGGUCAACGUCUGCAACGACCUGGACCGACUGAACCAUGCCGCCAACAUGCUCUGUUUCUUUGACCAGCGCAUCCACUGCCUCGAGGGACAGGAGCCGUCGGUUAUCAAGGCCAUGGAUGCCGCGACAAAUGAAGCCAUGCGCCGAGCUGCCCGCCCCAAGCUCCUCAACUGGCUCAUCUACCAGCGUCGCUUCAACGCCUACAACCGAACUAUGCGCGACUACGCCGCCGAGAUUGUCGCCCAGCGUCGUGCCUAUCCGACCGACAAGAAGGACCUGCUGGAUGCCCUCCUGCACGGCAAGGACCCGCAGACGGGCCUGGCCCUCACGGACAGCCAGCACCUCGAUGAGAUUAUCAACAUCUUUAUUGGAAGUGCGACGUCCCCCAAUCUCGUCUCCUUCGCCCUAUACUACCUCAUGAAGCACCCGCAGGAAAUUACCCGCGCGCGCGAGGAGAUCGAUGGCGUCGUCAUCGACCAGCUGGAACACAGGCAUCUCGCCUCUCUGCCCUACUGCGAAGCCAUCCUGCGUGAGUCGCUGCGACUCUGCGCCACCGCGCCAGGGUUCAACAUCGAGCCCAUCCCCGGCCAGGAGGAACCGGUCCUGCUGGCUGGCGGCGAGUAUCAGAUCCCCAACAAGCAGCCGAUGAUCGCACUGCUGUCCGCUGUGAACCGGGACCCCGAGGUAUUCGAGGAACCGGACGCGUUCAUCCCCGAGCGGAUGGUGGGUGAGAAUUACGAACGGCUGCCGGCCGGCGUCAAGAAAGGAUUUGGCAACGGCAAGCGCCAGUGCUUCGGCACGCGCUUUGCGUGGGAAUGGUGCUUUAUGGUCCUCGUCACGAUCCUCAGGGAGGUGAACUUUGAUCUGGCGGAUAAGCAGUACCAGACUGCAGUGGAGGGGAUCAAUUACAACGGAGCCUUUAGUACGAAGCCGCUGGGACUCUUUGCUGUUACCGGGCCUCGACAGAGGUUAUGA
Aspergillus clavatus NRRL 1 is the source of this 1383-nucleotide messenger RNA. Its product is annotated as putative cytochrome P450. Gene Ontology annotation, molecular function: iron ion binding; heme binding; monooxygenase activity. Bases 1 to 1383 code for a protein of 460 amino acids. The transcript has 2 exons. NCBI's taxonomy places the organism in Eukaryota, Fungi, Ascomycota, Eurotiomycetes, Eurotiales, Aspergillaceae. The record is from RefSeq and is a predicted model, not a curated record.